AUGGAUUAUGAAGAGGAUUAAAAAGAAUUUAAAUAAGAGUAUGGAAUGACUCUUGAAGAGCAACAAUAAUUAGCAGAGAGUCUUAUUAAUGAAUAAUCAUAAGCUUAUGCUGAAUACAACGAACUUUUAUAAAAUUAGAAUGAAUAAAUAUAGUGGUAUAUUUUUAUCAUUAAUAAUAAUAAUUAGAAUAAGAAUAGUAAAAUUGAGAUUGGUUUUUUUUCAUUAUUCUUAAUGCUUAAUUUUAAUAUGUUUAUAUUUGGCUCCAUAUGUACUAUAAAUUAGGUAUAAAAUUAGUACCCAUAAGUUUUCAGGCAGUGCUAACAAACAUGA
Molecule: messenger RNA, 330 nt
Organism: Paramecium tetraurelia
Lineage: Eukaryota; Ciliophora; Oligohymenophorea; Peniculida; Parameciidae
Exons: 2
Source: RefSeq, a predicted model, not a curated record